AUGGGCACACGUGGACUCGUCUUCGUUCGCUGCCGUGGCAGAUACUUCGCCUAUUACAAUCAGUUUGACAGCUACCCCGAGGGCCUUGGGGUUGCUAUUGUGCAGCAGAUCCCUGAAAACUACGGCGAAUAUUCCAAAUGGCUGAAAUGGAUGAGAGGCCUAUAUGGACGUAUCUCGCAGUACUUCGAAGAGCACAUUCUCACUGUCAAUGUCGACUCCCUCCCUGAUACAAUGAGCCCAAACGAGCAACGUGCAAAGACUUAUCGGGAUGUCGAUGACCGGCUACAAUAUGCUCCCCUUCAAUUUCUUUGUCCUCUGGUCAGAGGUUCCAUGAUCAUUUGGAAUUAUAUCAUAGACCUUGAUCAAGAGAUAUUUACUGUUCAAGAAGGAGCUCACUUCAAGCUAGCUAAGAUGCCCCACGCAGGCGACUGGGGUGCCUUGCUCACUUUUGUUAACCAGCGCAUGACCCUCAAAGAUUACACUCCCAAGGAUGUCAUUGCGGAUAUCUUCUGUCAACCGAACAUCAACCCCAAGUGGAAAGCUAUGCGCAAAGCCCUUACAAUAGAGUUGAUCCCAGGGGUUGAUUUUGUCACGAAGAUGAACCGAGCUUUCGGCAAAAGCAUGGCAUCCUUGUUUGAUCUUUCUUUACAAACGCUGCCAGCCCAUGCACAUUUCUUGCUGACCGCGUGCUACAGGACCUGCAGAGAAUACCUGAGCCUUGUGAACAAUUGGGAGCCUGAAUGUUUCGUCUUCAGGGAGCUUGCCUUCGCCGUACUCUCGUUAGCUGCGGGGGAAGUGUACUUUGAAUGCCCUGACGUUCUGAAUAGCAACUAUCGAUCAGAGGGCUAUUUCCUGAUUCCCGACUCCAAGAUCUACAGGCCCCAGUCAAGGCUCCUUCCACUCUUCUUGCAUGAACGUCAUCUUCCUGGAGUCGAGCCUGGCUCAGCACCAAAGAGCCCCACGUUCUGGUUCCACAAUAUUCUUGUCCAUCUCACUUCCAGACUUGAUUUGGCUGAUGUCGAGGAGUCGUCGAUUGUAAACAUAGUCCACUACGGCCUCGAUCAGGGACUUAAAGAAUUUCGUGCUAUAGUGUUUUCAGUCUUGGACGUUAUCUUUAUUCAUGUGCAGAAGGGGCAUGAUGGCAAGCCAUAUGUCAAAAGAUCCCGUAUAAUGUCUCUGUUUGAGUCUUAUGGCACAUCCACAGCAUACAUCAUGACAACACCUCGUUCGAGUCCCAAAACGCCCAGCCAAAUCAGAAAUUCAGACGAGCCAGUAACCAAGAAGGGUACUGCUCUGGAGGAAUCGAAUGAACCACAAAUAGAUGGUUGUCCCAACUUUAUCCUGAUGUACCACUUUCUCCAUGCGGCUACGACUGAACGACUUGCGGGCACAAAAUCUCUUGUGUUUCCCAAUGAGAUAAUGUCUACGAUUAUGGAAUACUCGGAUGUACUGACUUAUCAUACUCUCGCAAAAUCGUCGGCUUUUUGCUACGAGCUGAGUCGUCGCAAACUCCAACUGAACGAUGACUAUGCCGUUGUCGGAAGUGGCGUGGAGCCCAAUGUCUUUGUCUUAGAAGACCUUCGUUCGGGGGCACGGGUUCAUUCUGAGCUCAGAGUGCUUCGUAAUGACCGGCCCUGGUGCCGAGAGGAAGGUGGAAUGACUUUAAAUCCUGUCAUCGGGGUCACGGAUACGUCCAGACUAAGUAUCAUAAGCUAUGUGACUCUUCACAUGUCGGUUGCGACAGCCAAAGAUCCAAUUUUCUUGAGAAAAGAGAGAACCUCUUCUCAGCUGUCACCGAGACUCAAUGACAAUGAUGCUCUGAUCUUCAAGGCACCAGCUCACUCAAAUCUUGAGACUUUCGAAAUUGAAUGGAGACGUUAUUUCAGCCAUCUAAUGACACGCUCAAGUGACCCCGACCAUUAUAGCUUGACUUCUGAUAUUCAAAAUAAACUUUACCGCUGUUUGCUACCCCCUGGAUACCGAGAAUUAACGAUGCUCUCUGUCCAUCUGUUCUUGCGCCAUGGACGGGACGAAACGACAGAAGAAUGGAGGAUGACUCUACAAUUCAUCGCACGUCAACUUUUAGUAUUACAAGCGUGCGAAGAUUCUCCAUCUCGUGGCUGGGGCUAUCCGGUCAUUGUCGCGUUUUCGACAAAAGUGAAGCUCUUCUACUACGUUUUUCAUCGCCUUGAUCCACCUAGUGUUGCUCCAAAUGCGAAAUCAUAUACUGUUGAGAUAGCAGCCCGUUGUACUGAUCCAGAUCCUGGCUGCCGGCUGGUACAGCUCAUCGCGAGAGACGAUCCGAUUGAUUUGAAGAACGACGAUGAUGGCAGGCUGGAGUUUGAGAACUGGGUCAUGAUGUUCUGCAAGAACAGGAGACUUCAUUAUAAUCCGUUUACUGAGGAGUUAGCAGAGCCCAGCGAGGAAGCAUCCGGUGGAGAUAACAACGAAGAUGGCGGAAGAGCUGGACAUGAGGAGAACGAGUAG
Messenger RNA from Aspergillus clavatus NRRL 1, 2487 nucleotides. RefSeq lists its product as uncharacterized. The coding region runs from base 1 to 2487 and encodes 828 amino acids. The transcript has 3 exons. NCBI's taxonomy places the organism in Eukaryota, Fungi, Ascomycota, Eurotiomycetes, Eurotiales, Aspergillaceae. The record is from RefSeq and is a predicted model, not a curated record.